Durusdinium trenchii is the source of this 270-nucleotide messenger RNA. The record is from the annotation of a GenBank genome assembly. Lineage: Eukaryota; Dinophyceae; Suessiales; Symbiodiniaceae.
AUGGAACCAGACACCCUGCGGCCUUCAGAGGAGAAGACCGAUCCUUCUGAGCGGCUGGAGAAAGCCAAGAAGCUGAAGGAAGAGGGCAAUGCGAAGUUCAAAGUGGAGGACUUCCCUGGUGCCCGCAAGGCCUAUGCUGAGGCCUUGAGGAUCACGCAGAAGAUGCCGGAAGGCGGGGUGAUGACCUGUGAGUACAAUGGAUUGACGUGCCAUGGAUGGAAGGUUCAUUGGUCUAUCAUCAGAUGGAGUCGCAAGAUACCAAUCUUUUGA